This is a messenger RNA of Xenopus tropicalis (tropical clawed frog), 4849 nucleotides long. It is a transcript of the gene npas2, whose product is annotated as neuronal PAS domain protein 2. Gene Ontology annotation, biological process: regulation of DNA-templated transcription; regulation of gene expression; circadian regulation of gene expression. The record is from RefSeq and is a predicted model, not a curated record. Gene Ontology annotation, molecular function: DNA-binding transcription factor activity, RNA polymerase II-specific; protein dimerization activity; DNA-binding transcription factor activity. Lineage: Eukaryota; Metazoa; Chordata; Amphibia; Anura; Pipidae. Gene Ontology annotation, cellular component: nucleus; transcription regulator complex; cytoplasm. Bases 484 to 2946 code for a protein of 820 amino acids. The transcript has 19 exons.
CCCUCUCAGCACAGAAAAAGGUCACGUCUGUUUGGAGAAUAUGUAGGUCAGUGGAACAUUUCCUGCACUUGUGCUAAGGAGCGCACAGCUCUCUGGCUUUCCUUCUCCAACUACCCCGGCUUUACUUACCAUUGCUUUGCCUUCAGCCAUACUGUCAUAUGUGCUCGCUAUAAAGCUCCCUGUAGCCAUUACCUGCCGCCAACCAAUUGCCCAGGACGCAGUCAAGAGUGGCUCUUGGGUUACCAGCGGAGUCAGAAGCACUUUACUUGUAGCCGUAUAACGACACUAUACCAAGUCCGAACAAAUGCUUCAGUCGUAACGCAGCAUCAGCUAUAUCUUUGUCUGAAAUGCCACCUCCAAACUGGGCUUCAGACCCCCAUACCAUUCCGCCAGGAUAAAUACACAGUGGCCCCCGUUCGCUACCGAGGCAUUGCCCCAUAAUCCUCCCUCUCCCCAGCCCUGAAUGCGCUGACAACUCGCACCAUGAGAAAUAACAGCAAAGGAGGCAGCAGGAGCAACAGGGGAACCCAGGGGAAUGCUCCCGGCUGCAGUAAGGAGACUUUAUCGCCGGACCAGCCCGGCAGGAGCUCCAGUAUCGGGGUGUCCCAUACCCAGCGCCCGGGCACCCUAUUCGCCUCAGCGGACAGCAGCACUCGGAGCUGGGAGGGCAGCCCCAAAUGUGGAGCGCAACACGGACAAACCAGUGCUCCUCACCGCAGCACCGCCAGGAAAGGUUACACAGAGACACAAAUAGACGAGGAUGAGAAAGACCAGGCAAGGAGGGCUUCCCGUAGCAAGUCAGAAAAGAAAAGGCGCGAUCAGUUAAAUGUACUCAUCAAAGAACUUAGCACAAUGCUUCCAGAAAACACACGUAGAAUACAUAAAACUACUGUACUAGAAAAAGUGAUUGGAUAUCUACAAAAACACAAUGAAACUACUGAUGAAACAGAAAUUUGUGAUAUCCAGCAGGACUGGAAGCCUUCAUUUCUCAGCAACGAGGAGUUCACCCAGCUCAUGCUUGAGGCACUUGAUGGAUUCAUUAUAGCAGUCACAACAGAAGGAAGCAUAAUAUAUGUUUCAGAUAGUAUAACACCAUUACUUGGGCAUUUACCAUCUGAUAUUAUGGAUCAGAAUCUGUUGAACUUUCUACCAGAGCAAGAACAUCCUGACAUCUCUAAAAUAUUAUCUUCACAUAUGCUUGUAACUGAUACUGCAAAUUUAAACUCUUUGAACUCUGAGAACAACGUAGAGUUCUGCUGUCAUCUUCUAAGAGGAACACUAAACCCCAAGGAAUUUCCUAUGUAUGAAUACAUAAAAUUUGUAGGAAAUUUUUGGCCUUGCAGCAAUGCACCCAAUACCACUUGUAAUGGGUUUGAAGGGCCUGUUUCAAUGACUUAUCAAUCACAGCUUGAUAAACAGAUGUGUUUAGUUGCCACGGUUAGACUUGCAACACCUCAGUUUUUAAAGGAAAUGUGCAUGUUUGAAGAAUCCCUUGAAGAAUUUACCUCAAGACAUAGUCUAGAAUGGAAGUUCUUGUUUCUAGAUCACAGAGCACCACCUAUAAUUGGCUAUUUGCCUAUUGAAGUUCUUGGCACAUCUGGUUAUGAUUAUUAUCACGUAGAUGACCUUGAAAUAUUGGCUAGGUGCCAUGAACAGUUACUUCAGUGCGGAAAAGGAAAGUCUUGCUGCUAUCGAUUUCUUACCAAAGGACAACAGUGGAUCUGGCUUCAGACCCAGUACUACAUUACAUAUCAUCAGUGGAAUUCCAAGCCAGAAUUUAUUGUAUGUACGCACAACGUUGUAAGUUAUUCAGAUGUAAGAGUGGAUAGAAGACAAGAAUUAAGUUUGGAAGAGUAUUCAUCAGAAACCACUGUUUCACCAGAAUUACAGCCAUCAGUACCUUGUCAGACAUGUGAUAUGCAGUCACAUUCAUUGCAACAAAGUCUACAGCAAAACCAAUCCAUUCCAACAACCCAGCUGCCUGCCCAGUUUAGCAUCCAAGCUAUACAAAGCCAGCUUCAGCAGAGAACCCAGAUUCUCCAGGCUAGCAUACAAUGGCAACAGGAAGAACUUAAAAAGAUCCAGGAACAGCUUCAUAUGGUCCAGGAGUCUAACAUACAGAUAUUUUGUCAUCCCCAAACACCUGCUCUAAACUUCAGCAACCUACACCAAACAGAGACACAGCAGCAUCCAGUCCAACAGAGAUCCAGCACCAUACCUCAGCAACCACAGCACAUUAUGCUGAGCCUUCCAACUCAAGGGCAGAUUAUCUCUAAACUGAUUCCAGGCCAGCAUGUGGUUUCAUCUCAGCAAGUGCUCAGGGAUUCCACUGUACUGUCAAGUAAGGGACAGAAAUCAAUAAGAAGUCUGCAUGAAAUAUCAGACAGCGCCCAGCCAUCUACCAGAAAUGCUACCUCUCAGCUCAAUGAUCCCUCCUCCAAAGUGACACAAAGUCUGGACGUAGUACCAUCUUCUGAUUCACAGCAGGAAAGCAUUCAGCGUUCUACUGCACCAGACUUCAGCCAUGACAGGCAGCUAAGGCUGUUGCUGAAUCAACCAAUCCAGCCAAUGAUGCCAGUCUCAUGUAACAAAAGGCAGACCUUAGAUACUGGAUGUCAGUCAAAGUAUUUGCAAAAUUCACAAAUACUUAGAAAUGUAGAGGUGCAGACUUCUGGCACUAGUGCGCCUAUUGUCAUAAUGGGGCAAGCAAUCUUACAUCCAGUUGUUUCUACAACUCAUCCCUCCCAGCAGCAAAAUCUACAGACUAUGCAUCUACAACAGCAGCAGCAAUAUGUACAGAGCCCAAGUUCUUUUCAAAACCAACAGCCAGAUUCUUUGGGCUUGCCCACCUAUGCUCAGCAGCAAGACACGAUUGGAUUUCACCAACAGCAACAACUAACACUAACAAGGACUAAAAGCCUUUCUGAGAAAUCAGGUGUACUUUAGAAUGCUUGCUUUGUUAAUUCUUUACUGCACUAGCCCAACGCAUAUCUACCGGAACCUGGAUUGCCUUACAUUUUGGACCUUGCUGUUUAGUAGAAUACGUGGGAAAGCAGUUGAUAAAUAUGCAGCCAAGAUCAUGAAGCUAACAAAGAAUUUUGUGUUGCUUGUAAUUACAAUUUAUGGAUUUAUAUUGACUCAUACAAACUGAUCUUUAAAGUCAUAAUUCUGCUUUCAAACAACCCUUUUGUGACAAAUUCCAGCACUUUUCAAUUUGUCAAUUCAUUUUUUAAUCUUUAUUUAAUGUAAUAAGAAACCUUGGAAAGGAGACCUUACAAAUAUCAUAGAAAGCAUAUGUAUAUCUAGUAAGUUGCUACUCCUUAACAUUUUCUUUUCCAUGUUAAUGACCUAACAUAUAUAAGCAUUGAAUAUAAUGACGCAAAACAGAAACAUUAUAAACAGAAGCAGAUUAACUCUAUCAAAGGACAGAAGUAAAGCUGUUACUCAUCCACCCCUGCUCUGCCCCCACUAAACACCACUGUGCCCCCUGAAAACCAUGUGCCCAGGGUUGCUUUUCACAUACAAUAUUUUUGCUAGUGAAUUAGUUAUUAUUAUUUCCUUUCUUGAUCUUCAGAUUCAAUUUUUUCCCUGAGCAAUAGGCCUGUAUAUAUUCUUUUUAUCACUACACUAUUGGAAUAUUGAUAGGAAACCCAACGCAUUACACAGACUAAGAUAAUAUGCUGGAUGCCUUUCAAAAUGAGCCUUAAGAUUCAUUUUACUGAUAAAACAAAGGUAUUUUUGAAAUAUCUAUGACAUAUAAAUAUCUCAUGAAUAGUUAGGGAAAAAAGAAAUGUCAUGCUAAUUGAAAUAUUCAAACUGAUUUUUUUUAAACUUACUCUUAGGUUUUUAGUUCCUUCUUUGAGGCAAGUGAAAUAAAGGGCUGCUUGUGUUUAUGAAAGAAAAGAAUACUUUAUAGUAGGCUGAGCUCACAUGCAUCUAAACCUACAUGUUAAGUUGAUGAUGGUUCAUUAAAGUGGCAUCAAACCUUCUUAUUUUUUUUUUUUUACCAACUAGCCCCCUCUAUUGCAUUUGCCCCUUCCCAACUUUAUCAACCCGACAAACUGACAGCCAAGUUCAGAGCUGCACAAUGAGUUUAGCAGGCUGCCAUUUUUGACAGCUUAAUUUUCUGGUCCACACUUCACUGUGGGGAACAUUUACACUAGAAGCCAGGGCAAGGUCAUCUUCCAGAAUGCAUUCUUCUGCUUAGUGAUCAUCGUUGUGAAGCCUUGGGACUGAUGUGGCCAAACAUGAGAGAAUGACCAUGGACUGGAAGAUGAAGUGGGCAGGGACAAAAUAGGUAAAAGCAUUCUAAUAACAUUCUAAUAACAAUAUAUAUCUAGUGAUCAAAAAUAAAAAAUUAUUGCAGAACUUUGUAUAAAGGACUUACGAAAAAAGCUUUAGCUCCUAGUUGCUCUGUGCUGCAACCAAAUACAACUGCAAAAAUCCAAAAAGUAGGAGAAAAAGCUAGAUAUAUCUAGUGAUCUAGCUGCAUAUCUUAUUACAACAACCUUAGAUAAAGAUGUUAAACAAAAAGGCAAAUAAUUGAAGAAUUAUCAAAACAGAAACCAAAUGCAAAUUGCCUUUUAAUGUCAACAACAUACUAAAUGUUAACUAUAAACUCAAACUUUUCCUUGCAAAUGAAUAUACUACAGGUUAAUUUGCAGGGUGAUGCAAGUUAUACAUUCUCCAAAAGAUUCAUUGUAACAAGUGCACUUUUUGAAUUCUAUUUUUUAUAUGAUUUGUUGACAUUUCUGUAACAAAAUGAUAUAUGUAACCAGAGUACAGUAUUGUACAGUUAUUGUAAUGAUGACUUAUUUCUAUAAAAAAAUAAAACCAAAAAUUUACAUUU